ACCGGCACACAGGGCCACUGAUUACAGCCACCAGUCCAGGGAUGGAACGAGAAGACUGAACGUGAUCAGAGAGGCGCGUAUUCAAACAAAUUCUGACAAAAUGGUGGCAGAAGAAGUAGUGGUCACCCUCUCAGGUGGAGCUCCUUGGGGGUUUCGACUGCAAGGAGGAACAGAGCAGAAGCAACCCCUUCAAGUGUCUAAGGUGAGGAAGCGCAGUAAGGCCUGCCGGGCAGGUCUCCGGGAAGCUGAUGAACUGGUGUCGAUUAAUGAUGUGUUUUGUGGUGAACUGUCUCACGCUGAGGCCAUGACCCUGAUCGACAAUGGCCGGGGAACCCUUCAUUUACGGAUUAAAAGGGCUCCUAUGGGGUUCCCAUCAGUAGUCCUACUGGAUCGAGCCCCCUCUCCUCGCAUCGAUAAAGAAUAUCGGGCAGCACUCCGAGCUUUGUCUCCUCCAGUGUCCUCGAAAGUGUCAUCUGUCCAUAGAGGAUCAGUCAUGUCACCCACCAAUGGCCCAGAACGGCUGAGAUCACCUCCUGAUAGUGAAGCAUAUUAUGGUGAGACAGACAGUGAUGCAGAUGUUGCAGCUCAGGACAGACAGCGUAAGCAGAAGCGUCGCAGUCCCAGCAUCUCCCCAGCCAAAGCCCUUGGCCGAAGCUCCCCCCAUCAGGAUGACACCUCUGAGAUGAGUGGCUGUGAGAGCAUAUCUGAUAUCUCUGCAUACUCCCAGACUCAAUCCUGGACCAUUCCUAAUGGCAUACACGAAGGGGUUGGGCUUCCACAGCAGAAGAGUUUACUUGGAGUGGCACGAAGAGAGGUGGUGUACCAGCCUAAUGGAGUGGAGUCAUCUCUUCAGGCCGAGCACUCUUCUGAGAACUCUGAACAAAGCCCAUCAGGUGCUGUAGAGGUGGAUAGUGGAUUCCAGGAAUCCCCGACAGUUCCACUUGUGUCUCCAACACGGGCCAAAGAGGUACUCAUGCGCAAAUCCUACACACAGCUGGUGCCAAUGGUGGGUCCUGUGGAUAACCCUGUAGAUGAAGAGCUCACCAUGACAUAUAUGGAUAAAGCCAAGGAAGCUAAACUGCACAAAAGUGAGAGCGUACAGGACAAACAGGUGAAGGAGGCUCGAUCCAAGUGUCGCACCAUUGCCUCUUUGCUGACAGACGCUCCCAACCCUCACUCCAAAGGUGUGCUUAUGUUCAAAAAGCGUCGGCAGAGAGCCAAAAAAUACACACUCACCUGUUUCGGCAGUGUUGACACUGAGAGCUGUAGCAACACAGACGGAGAGACGGAGGACGAGAGCCUUUUCCUUGGCAGUGAGUCAGAGCUUGAUGAGGACAGCCUUUCUGCAGCACCAGACCCUACCUGGGACAGUGGCUACCUGGACGUUUUGGACAGGAGGACAUCGGCAUGUGUGGUGUCUGAUGGGGAGGCAGAGGGUAACUUGGGCUUGAGUGGUACUUCCGGGAGAGGGGCACAGCUUUUUGAGCAGCAGAGGAAGAAGGCCGAGAAACAUAUACAAACACCCAUUACUCCUACACUGGCCCCCAUGCCCCAGCAACAGCUUGACACCAUGCAGACUGACAUGUCUGUGACUCCAAUGACCCCAAUCUCCUCCAACAAAACCAGUAUGAUGAAUGGGGACCCUGUGAUAGUGAGCAGAACCAGCGUAGUGUUGUCUUCACCAGGCCAGACUCCCAUGCCCACUAUGCCAGGAGCCUCUCCAGAGCAGUCGGAUGCUUGCUCUGGUAGCUCAGUUCUCAACAGAACUGCAAGACCUUUUGCCCCAGGUUGUGUGAGUCACAGAGCUGCAACAGCCCCAGUUGUCUUCAAGCCCAAUACUGCCAAGAAAACCCCACCUCAGGCUCAAGCAGUGUCUGUGGCAACAAUACCAACUCCUUUCUCUCCUACUGGCUCUGAUGGAAAGAGAGCAGUUGCCAGUACAUCCCUUUACAUCCCCCCAAGACCAUCCACUGUCAAUAUCCCCACCUCUAUCUUGUCUCCAUCCUCCUCUGUGGCCUCUGCUCCAUUUUCCCCAGCUUCUUCAAAUGCUACACCUUUCACACCACAGGGUUCAGGCACAUCUGCUUAUCACGCUCCUCCAGCUGCCACUACUCCACCAUUUAACUUAGCCCCAGCUAUGAAUUCCCAGUCUUUUUCUUCACCACCAACACAAAAUAUGUCCUGUAACCCACCUCCUAUCAUGGCUGAACCUACCCCACCACCCACUGUGCAACUGCAGUCAUAUUUAUCCACUUACACCCCUAACCCAUCCCUUCCCUAUAUCCCAGGCCCUGCCCCUGUUCAAGUAAAUGCACCAGCAUCUCAAGGCCCAAACAUGCAACCAUCACCUCACAAAGUUUCUUUCAACCCAUAUAUCUCAGUGGCAACCACAACAUCUGGAACAACAGACUCUCCCAUGGUCCAUCAGUAUCCCCUUUCCAAUUCGAGUACAGGGAUUUCUUCUCGAGAGCAGCGAAUUUCUGUACCUGCUGCCCGAACAGGCAUCCUGCAGGAAGCCCGUCGCCGUAGCACUAAGAAACCCAUGUUCAGUAAGACUGAAGAGAAGAAGCCUGUGUCCUACAACCCUGAGUUGUUGUCUCUAGUGCAGAACCUGGAUGAGAGAUCCCAUUCUGGGGCAGAGCCUGGAUUUGAGUCAGGUCCAGAGGAAGAUUACCUCAACCUGGGUGCUGAGGCUUGCAACUUCAUGCAGGCUCAAAGGAGCAAGAUACCUCCAGUGGUUGCUCCUAAGCCAGCAAAUAGUACAAUUGAUAUCCCCCAGAUGGGAGGAAAAGGAGCAGAUCUGUUUGCUCGUCGACAGAGUCGCAUGGAUCGCUAUGUUGUGGACAAACAACCCAUGUCUCCAGCCAGGCCACGAGAGCCCUCACCUACUCCAUCUCUUCCAGCUCACUGGAAAUACUCCCCCAAUGUUCGUGCCCCUCCACCUAUCAGCUACAACCCACUGCUGUCUCCCUCCUGCCCCCCAGUGGCACAAAGAGGUAGUAAGGCCAAUGAGGCUGCAAGAAGUGGAACAAAGACAAAUCCUGGUCAUCACAAACAAGGCAUCAAAGCUCUGGACUUCUUAAGCAGACAGCCAUAUCAGCUCAAUUCCUCCUUGUUCAGUUAUGGUGGGGGAGUACCCCAGAAUAUCACCACCUAUCAACCACAGCAGCAGCAGCCAUCAGUGUCAAAUGGAGUUGGGGUAGCCAGCACAACCCUAAACUCACCAAAACAAGUGCCUGUCAAAGCAUCACGUGUAUAUGAGAUCAAACGCUUUUCAACUCCCACCCCAAUGUCAGCACCCACAGGCCUGAACCCCACUGUAAUUGUACCACGCUCUGCCACCACUCUAGCUGAGCCUGUGUGGCAUUCUGACAUUGCAUCACCUCCACAAUCUGCUGCACUUUUCUCCCCACCACCUUCUGCCCCUACAGGGGCCCUGCCAGCACUCCCCAAACUUUCCACUGCCCCUGUACCCAAUGCAGUGCCCAUCCCAGGGCCUGUUCCCAUGCAAGCCAAUGCACCUUUCCAGGAAGCCAAGUUAAAGAGCGCCCCAGAUCUGAGUCCCUUCUGCCUAAGUGGUAUGCGCUCAGCAGGGUCUGCAAGUAGCCAAAAUCUGCAAGCACCAAGACCACGCUUUAGCACCUCUAGUAUGGGACUGCAACCCAAUGUGUGGAGGCCAGGCUCCAUAAUCUACUAAGCAAUAGACUGUAAUUUAAAAACAAACAAACACCACCAUAUUGUAACACUAAUCACAUCAGAGACCCUGCCUGAAUGAUUGUGAAUCAUUUGCCACAACAAUAGGAUUAAGACACUGAUUCCGUGAUUUAUUCAGAACAUGAAUUAUUUGUCAAACAUUUGUAUAUCACUUUAAAUAGCUGUAGCUUUGAUCUGCAAAUUUCCUGCUAUUUCACUUGUUAUUAAUGUCAUGAAUGUGUGAUGCACAGAAAAUGAUGUAUGAUGGUAAUACUGGGAUAUUUUUUGGCUUAACAAGCAAAUGAUCUAGUGCUAUUUACUUAACCGGAUCUAUCAGGAGAAGGAACGACCAGGGACAUUGGUUAAGUGGUUGGAAAUGGUAGCACUAGACAAAAAAGGGUGAUGGAUGAAAAAAGAGGGCUGUAACUUUGAAAGAUGAGGAUGAAAGAUAGAUGAAUAUGUGCAGCUCAUCUUGGUGUCAAGAGUUAUGGACUGUCUGGGACUGACUCAAGGUCUCCCGAGGGUUUGUAUACGUGUUAAACUUGUCAUCGGAUGUUAUAAAGAACGUGGAUAUAUCUGAAGCAGUGAUGGACAGACAGUGAGACACAGUUAUUGUGACAGAAGAGACAUAGAGGAAAGAUGCAAGAAGGAUUCUGUGUGGAAACAUGAUUGAUGUCCUCACCAGGAGAGAUGGCACAAACCAAAGUUAACCAUAUCUGGAUACAAACCACUUGGCUAUUUGAUGCAUGUGCACAUCUGCGCCUGCUGCUGAUUCAACCUGCUGAGAGCUGCGUUCAUCUACAAUCUGUAAUGUAUGUGAAUCUACCUGAAGAGUUGAGAUGAUUGUAUGACAGGUUGUUAUUUUUAAAUACUAUCAACUGAAUGCUGCUCUAGCUUUUAUAAUUGCUUUUGCUUUUGCUUUUUUUUUUAAUUCUUGUGUUGUUAUUUUUGCAUCCCAAGCCUCCUUUUCAUAUGUGAAAACUGUCUAAAUGUGUAAAAAUGAUAUAUGUAGAUACACUCUCAGAAAAAAAAGGUACUAAACUGUACAUUUCCUUGUCCUUGGGGUGGCACCAUCAAACAUAUAUCUUUUGGAUCUUUAUUGUAUAUCUUUUGAUGGAAUAGUGCAUACAUUGUACCUUUUAUAUCUUUACACUAAAAAUAAUUACAUUUUCAACAGUAAACCUUAAGGUCCAAAUACCCUCACCAGCCACUUUAAUAGGAACUUGUUCUUGAUUCUAAGAUUCCUGUUCUUGGCUGGCAGGAGGGGCAGCACAGUGGUGCUGUGGUUAGCACUGUCGUAGCACAGCAAGAAGGUUCUGGGUUCGAGCCCCGUGGCCGGCGAGGGCCUUUCUGUGUGGAGUUUGCAUGUUCUCCCCGUGUCCGCGUGGGUUUCCUCCGGGUGCUCCGGUU
Messenger RNA from Neoarius graeffei (lesser salmon catfish), 5103 nucleotides. It is a transcript of the gene synpo2lb, whose product is annotated as synaptopodin 2-like b. Gene Ontology annotation, biological process: positive regulation of actin filament bundle assembly. Gene Ontology annotation, cellular component: Z disc; nucleus; actin cytoskeleton. Bases 101 to 3697 code for a protein of 1198 amino acids. Gene Ontology annotation, molecular function: actin binding. NCBI's taxonomy places the organism in Eukaryota, Metazoa, Chordata, Actinopteri, Siluriformes, Ariidae. The record is from RefSeq and is a predicted model, not a curated record. The transcript is spliced from 4 exons.